UUUACCCAAGCAUACAGUUUCACGAUUAAACUGAACGUUAUACGUGUGUGCGAUCAUCGCUGGUGUUGCCAUGAUUCGAAAGGAUAACGUGUGACGGCGUGAAACAGUGAUAUACUCGCGUGAAUUCCGACCGGCGAAAUCCUAACCUUCAAACUUCCACUUUCAAGGUCCACGGCCAGUUUGACAAUUGCCACAACGCGCAUAAGGGAUGCCGGUUGACUGAAGAUGGCCUCGCCGACACUCUCGCUGGAAUCGCGCGCGAAUUCCAUCGGGUCCCUGGCCUCGCUGUCCCCGCUCACUGUGAGCGGCAGUUCUCCGCCCGCUAGCGACUCGGCAAUCUGCGACGUCGACAGCUGCGACCUCUGUCUCGACCAACAGAAACCUGGAGAGGCGCCCUGCCCGCGGUGUCGCUUAACCGCCGUCGGCGUUCGCUGUACCGGCUGCAAGUCAACCGAGUCCGACGCUGUAGCACGUUGCUUCGACUGCGCCAAUUUCCUUUGUCCGAACUGCGUGAUGGCGCACCAGUUCAUGCACUGCUUCGAGGGCCACCGCGUCCUCAACCUGAGCGACUCCAAGCUGGAGACGUUGACCAACUCGGGGGCCACUGAGAUCGGCAAGAACACCCUGGUGAUGAACGGAGGGAACGGAAACAGCGAGAAGGUACCCUUCUGUCGUCGACACAAGCAGGAGCUAUUAAAGUACUUUUGCCGCACCUGCACCGUAUUGGUCUGCAAGGAAUGCACCAUCACGGACCAUUCCGGCCCGAUGCACGACUGCGCGCAUAUAUCAGAGGUGGGCAGCCAGCAGCUCGAAGCUAUAGCGAGGGUGGUCCAGGAAUGCAGAGCCAAAGCAGCGGACGUCAGGGCAGCCGUGAAAGCGGCGGACCACGGUGCGGCGCGUUUGCAGGUGCAGUACCACAAAGCGCAAAACGAGAUCAACGACACCUUCCAGUUCUACAGAUCCAUGCUGGAGGAACGCAAGCAGGAGCUGCUGAAGGAGUUGGAGUCUGUCUUCUCCACCAAACAGAUAUCUCUGGGCGUUCUCACGCAGAAGGCCAACGAGAUGGCCGACAGAAUGCUCCAGACCUGCGAGUGCGUCGAACGGUUGACCAAAUUCACCACCGUUACCGAAGUGUUGAUGGUUAAGAAGAUUCUCGACUCCAAGCUCCAGUUGCUGCUCAAUUACACACCGGAUGUGGGUAACCAAACCGUGGAUCUCGAGUUUGUCAGCAACUACCAAGCCAUCCAAGUGGGCGUGAGGAACACGUUCGGCUACGUGCGAAGCAACAACGAGAACAAUGCUGGACCGAUUGGGAAACAACCGCCCAUCGCAAGACCAACCGCGCUCUCCAGCAACGGUAACAACGGAAGCAACGCCGCCAACGGACCUGGCAGCGCUGGAUCCCUGGGUGGUCUCCUGCUGGAUCGACCUUACAGCAACGGACUGAUAUCCUCCAGCUCGAACUGCACCUCGUCCACCUCGCCGUCCUCGUUCGACACCAACAACAGCGUCAUCACCAAACGCUUCAGCUCCGCUAAUAGUUUAGGCCCGUUCUCGACGACCAUCAGCGACCUCAACCUGAACGGCAUAAACGCAAACCCUUACGAGAAGUGGAGCAACGGUGGCAACGACGCCUACCCCGUGGUCACCACGAACGACCACUUCUCCAUGCCAGCGUCGGUAGUCGUCGCUGCGAACGCAGCCUCCGGCGACUCCGUCCUCGACCUGACCUCCAAGCUCAUGUCCGCCGCAGCCAUAUUCCCGCCCAAGUCGCAGAUCAAGCGACAGAAGAUGAUCUACCAUUGCAAGUUCGGGGAAUUCGGCGUCAUGGAGGGCCAGUUCACGGAGCCAUCCGGCGUGGCGGUGAACGCGCAGAACGACAUCAUAGUGGCCGACACGAACAACCAUCGCAUUCAGAUAUUCGACAAAGAAGGCAGGUUCAAGUUCCAGUUCGGAGAGUGCGGGAAACGGGACGGACAGCUGCUCUACCCCAACAGAGUCGCCGUGGUGAAGACCUCGGGCGACAUAAUCGUCACGGAGCGCUCGCCCACUCACCAGAUCCAGAUCUACAAUCAGUACGGCCAGUUCGUGCGCAAGUUCGGGGCGAACAUCCUCCAGCACCCGCGCGGCGUGACGGUCGACUCGAAGGGACGCAUCGUCGUGGUCGAGUGCAAAGUGAUGCGAGUGAUCAUCUUUGAUCAGGCGGGCAACGUCCUUCAGAAGUUCGGAUGCUCGAAGCACCUGGAGUUCCCGAACGGCGUGGUGGUGAACGACAAGCAGGAGAUCUUCAUCAGCGACAAUCGUGCCCACUGCGUGAAGGUGUUCAACUACGAGGGCGCCUACCUGCGUCAGAUUGGCGGCGAGGGGAUCACGAACUACCCGAUCGGAGUGGGGAUAAACGCCGUAGGGGAGAUACUGAUAGCAGACAAUCACAAUAACUUCAACCUGACCAUCUUCACUCAAGACGGACAGCUGGUCUCUGCCCUGGAGAGUAAGGUGAAGCACGCCCAGUGCUUCGACGUCGCCUUGAUGGACGACGGUUCGGUCGUCCUGGCCAGCAAGGACUACCGACUCUACAUCUAUCGCUACGUACAAGUACCACCGAUCGGCAUGUAGAGAAGCGACGCGCCACGACGCCGACGAUGAUCUCGGAUCGUUAUCGUUGUUUCUGAGGCCUGGAUCUCAUCGACCUUUUUUUACUUACAAUUGCCUAUCUUCUUCUUCGCCCACUACCACUGCUCGUGCUCACUUCGCCUAUCAACCUUCACCUCACUCCCGUUUACCGAGAAACCAAACGCAAGCGCACGCGAGCGAGUACACGCUGAUCGAGUCGUCCAAGUUCGAGGUGACCCGUCCGACGAAACACGUGGCUUCCGUGCGGGGACUCAUUCGGGUGUCCGAACUCGUUUCAUUUUUACGCCUAGAUUCAGAAACGGACGUUGCCGAACGAACGCUUUUAAACGAAAUUUUAACGCUCGUCUCGGUCUUGGCGGCGCCUACGCGCACGCGUGCGAUACGCUCCUGAGAAUAGAAUGAAAGGCGACCUCGGAACCACGCCCACUUUGGCGCGCGCGUCCCUCGCGCACGCGCCAGACAGGGGGGACCCGCCCACUUGGUCGCGUGCGCAGCGUCCUCGCGCACGCGCGAGUCAUGGAAAGACACACGUGUAAGCGCGUAUACGCGGAAAACUUACUUGUUAAUGUUGUUAUAACUGAAAAUACUGUUGUUGUUGUUUAGUUGUAGAGCUCGCCGCCGCUAGUCACUCCGCCCCCCCUUUUCCCUAUUACUUUUCCUUCUUCCGUAAACCUAUCGUAUCCUCCAAAUCCCCCACCCUCGUCCUUUAUCGGCAUCUUCUUCGAUCAGAAAUCGCGAGGGGCGUUUCUCUCGAGGCACCUCGAAUCGUAUCACGUUUUCUACACGCAUCUAUCUCGAUCGCCGAUCCUUCCAACACGGUUUUGGGACUUGGACUCGAAGACGUUGCGCUUCGUUUCACCCUCGUUGGCUCGCGGGGAACGUUGCGCGACAGUUCGUCGCUCUCUCUUCCUCUCACGCGCGCAGUAGGAAAAAUAGCAAAGUACUCGAUCGACGUUUUGGUACCUUGAAUAAUCACCCACAGAUGGCAUUGACAAUCGAUAUCAAUCGUGUCCUGGUUCACUGGAAACCUUACGCGCACAAACACCCUUCGCUUCUGACCUUCGAAAGGACUCUCGGAACUUUUAGUUGGAAAUCCUCAUCCCUCCUCAUCUCUCGAGUGUUUGUUCCCUUAUUUUUAGGUGGUUAAGCAGAUAUUCUUUUAUAUUUAUACACGGACACGAGUUUUGUUUUGUUUCCAGACUCGCUUAAACGUCAUUUUAUAAUGACAACAAGACCAAGCACUCAUUUCAUCUUCUUUUUCAUUUUUUGUUUUCCUUCCUUGUUUACGGACAUUUUUUUUUCUUUCUUUCUAUUUUUUUUUUUAUCCUCCGCAGAUGCUUGUUUUUGUCUCUUUGUGAACGUAGAGCGUGCGUAAAAUUUGUGUUUUGCUCUCUUGACUGAAGAAGCAUUUCCAGGGGGAACGUUCCUUCCCCCAGUUCUUCUAUUAAUUUCAUACUUUUGAACCGUAGUGUUUUUUUUUUUUUUUUUUGUGUUUACGUAGCGAGUAGUCGUAGUGAGUUUUAGCAAUGACACCGAGGUUGUUUCUGCUCUCUCCAUUCCUCUCCGUGCCGUUUCGUUGCGCGCUGGACUUUCCCCGUCGCGCAUGCGCGUGGGAUUCCCCUCGGACCACUGGCGCCACCUACUCCCUAUUCAGUGUCCCUAAUCGAUCUUACCCGACGCUUCCCACCUCCUCCGAAACUCAUUCUCUGUUUAGUGUGACCAGUAAAAAUGAUUUGCGAUAGUGUUCUCCUGAAUUGGAAUGUAUAGUAUUAAUAUAUUUUGUUGGAUGAGUCGACAACAACAGAAGCCUCGCCUAGGGGGCUCUGCGACCCGAACUCAUGCAUGUUUACUAUUACAAUAUUAUUAUUUUUUAUUAUUAUUAUUAUUAUUAUUAUUAUUAUUAUCAGCAACAUUAUUAAUAAUAUUAUUGUAUGUAUGUAUUAUUAUUGUAUUAUUACGAUUUUUUUAUUUUUAUCUAUUCAUUAUUUAAAUGCUGUGUUACGAGUUUUUGUAGGCAUACCUCUCGGAUGCAACACACCUAACCGUCGUUAGGCUAGCUGGCGUGUUAAGUUCCUCGAUGUAGAAUGGGAGAACUCACCUAUUGCUGGCAUCUUGGGAAAUUGUGUAGAAAAAUUAAUAAAUUGAGAUUCCUUUGCGUCGCCCGGAAGUUUUGGAUAGUUCUUCGGGAUCCAUCCACAAUUUCUGGGCUACCUGAGCGGUGGCGAUGAAACAUUCGUACAUUUUCGAUUCAAGGACUUCAGUUAUUUAACGCUUUGAACAUAAUUAUUUUCUUUUUCGUAUUUAACGCACUUUAUA
This is a messenger RNA of Hylaeus volcanicus, 4950 nucleotides long. It is a transcript of the gene brat, whose product is annotated as brain tumor protein-like. NCBI's taxonomy places the organism in Eukaryota, Metazoa, Arthropoda, Insecta, Hymenoptera, Colletidae. The record is from RefSeq and is a predicted model, not a curated record. The transcript has 2 exons. Gene Ontology annotation, molecular function: translation repressor activity; mRNA 3'-UTR binding; zinc ion binding. Gene Ontology annotation, biological process: negative regulation of translation. The coding region runs from base 226 to 2616 and encodes 796 amino acids.